CUCUCUCUCUCUCUCUCUCUCUCUCUCUCUCUUCCUCCCUCUUUCUUUUCCCUCUUUUUCUCCGAACGGACGGGAUCUCGACGGUCCCGGUACGGAUAGAUCGAUCGUGCGAUCACGAACCCGGUCCUCCGCGACGCUCCGCGUCGGAGAGGAAGCGGCAGCCGACGCGCGCGCACCGGAUCCCCACGCUCGAGGGGAUUUCCGCUUCCACGGGAGAGAGAGAUCGUAGAUCGGGCAGACACCAGAUCCGGAUCUUCCCGUCGGCGUUGCGUUACCCUCUCUCUGUAUUUAGAGUGCAGUUACACGGCGUGAAGGGAGAGGCGAGGAGGGAGGCUCGUUCUAUUUGCAUUUUCCGCGUGCGAGAGACGAGGCGUGCGACUACGGGUUGGGGGAGGGGGUGAGGAAGAGGUACAUGGCUGGGGCCCGGACGUGGGCCUGGAGCGCUUUCUUCCGCGUCGAUUAACUCCAUCCUAUUGUCUAGUUCCCCCCCUCUAGAUCUUCUUGUAGAGACUGUCCUCUCCGCGCCUCCUUCGGAGAACGGACGAUUUAAUUGCGAGAUUUAUUACAGUCAAUUCGUGAAGAGAAAUCGGCCCUCGCGGUAGAUCCAUCUUACUUAACAGUUCGCCUUUGUACCCUCUUCUCGAGCUUGACUCCGGGCGAGAAAGAGAGAGAGAGAGAGAGAGAGUGAGAGUGAGAGAGUGAGAUUGAGCAAAGAAGGGGAAAGAGGGAGAGAAAAAAAGAAGAGAGAAAAACAGGUGCGGAGGAAACGCGGAUAGGAAGUGUGUAAAGGAGGUCCGACGAAACAAGUGUACUCGGGAGUCGUCGGAGGGCCGAAAGGGGGAGGAUCAAGAUAUCAACGCGGGAGUAACUGAAAGGGGGACCUCUCACAUUCGUUAUCAUCCGCUCCGAAAUCCCUCCGGACGCUCUCUUCCUUUUUUUCCCUCCCGUUUUAAUCUCACCUGUUCGACGAGACCCGUCGUCUCCCCUCGAUUCCCCCAUUAGCCGCACCGACCGUGAGACAAUUGGGGGGAGGGGGGGGAAGCGACGGACGAAAUUCAAAAUUCGCCUUCAGUCUUAUCGCGAACUCGUUCUCGGAUAAAAAUGUUAGACCGACACUUCCCAAUCGGAGUAUUAAAUCCGAAGAAAGAAUCGUGACGAUGACUACGACGGAUUGCCGCGAGAUAUGUGAGGUUUAUUUUCUAUUAUAUUUUCCUGCAACUGGGCUGCGCUGAAAACUUCUCUCCUCGUUCUCGCUGAAUUUCAAACAUAUAAUUAUUUCACUUUGAGUGAGACCAGUUGAAAACUUGCACACUACGAGUUCAGCUACGAAAGGCAAAAAAACAGAUUUACGACCUGUCCGUCUCUCAAUCCUCUGUCGGGAAUCUUAAUGUGUCAAGAUGACAUCUAUCUCCUCUUUAUGUGGCAUCGUCGUCAUCCUGCUCUACAGUCCGAUCGCGUAUACAUGCGAGGAGGAGAAGAAGCAAACGGAGGAGUUGAAUAUGUCCUUCGUCCGACACCCGCAGCCUUUCGCCGCGCCUCUGAGUGAUGAGAUGAGCUUUGAGUGCAUGCUCAACAUCCCCGCGGAGAAUUUCGUUUGGUAUCACAGACCCCUGGACUCGAGCAAAUGGAUAGCGCUGCCCGAACCUUCCAACAAGCAACCGUCCAAACCGUCCAACAACAACGUCGAGCAACCCAUCAAAAUGUCACGGCACAUCGUCACUGUCGACAACGAGACGAAAGCCGGAGACUACCGUUGCGUCGCGUAUUUCGGCACCAGCGGGAUAGCGUCGGAUCCAGCAAGAUUAUCGCUUGCGACGAUAGACAAAUUCUCUGACAAAAGCGAUGUCUUUAUCGAAGUGGAAGAGGGUAACACCGUACCUAUUACGUGUCCCGUACCGUAUUCCGAACCGGAGGGCAUAGUACAGUUUUAUAAAAAUAACGUGCUCAUCAAGGACACGGAGCUGGCGAACGGCAAAACCACCAUGGUCCUCAACAAUGUCAAAUUGACAGACAGUGGAUCAUAUCACUGUAGCGUUACGAAUUACAUAACGUUGGUGGUGCUUACGAGCAAUCAUAAGACCAUUUUAAACGUGUACGCGAACUUUACCUUCCAACCGCCGUAUCUCACCAAGCAACCGCAAACGCAGUAUACGGUGCCGCGCGGCAAAAAUGUCACAUUGGAAUGUUUCGGCGCCGGUUAUCCCGUGCCGCAGGUCACCUGGAGUCGCUUGGGUGGUUCUCUACCGUUAAAAUCCGUGAAAUCACCCAACGGUUUGACAUUGGUUCACGUGCAACCAUCUGAUCGCGGAGAAUACGAUUGCGCGUGGAAUAACGAGGCCGGACAGAUCAAGUCGGUGAUCAUCUUGAAAGUGGUAGAACCACCGAGGGUCACAAAACCGCCGAGACCGUGUAAGACUCUGGAGGGCGGGAAAUUGCAGCUCUCGUGCGAUGUAACGGGCGAACCGGCACCGAAAAUGGAAUGGCUUAUCAAUGGGGAACCCUUGAUGCCCAGCAAGACGGUAGAAAUGAGGGACUCCACGCUCAUCAUAUCCGAAGUCGAAAAGAAGCACGCCGGGAUCGUUCAGUGCGUCGCCAGCAAUCAGUAUGGAUCGCAUUCGGCAUACAACCUGUUGCAGGUGAAACCGAAGGAGCACGUUAUCGGUAGCAAGGCCGAAUCGAAGCCAGACUACGGGACCGUGUCCAGACAUAACAAGCAUACCAGAGGUGGCGGUAGACGCAGGAAUAAAGAAGGAAAGAAGAAGGGCGGUGCAGCAGCGGUUUUAGUACCUCCGGAUCAACCUAACGUCACAAGACUGUCCGAUGUCUCUGUCAUGGUGCGAUGGUCAGUGCCAGAGAACAAGGGUUUGCCGAUACAAUUUUUCAAAGUUCAGUACCGUGAGAUCAGUCUGAAGAUGAACGGUAAACAGGCAAAGUGGAUGACCGCCAACUCCGAGAUACCGAGCCACGUGCGAUCCUUCGAAGUGACUGACUUGCAACCCGAUCAUACCUAUCGAUUCAGGAUCGCCGCGGUGUACUCGAACAACGAUAAUAAACUGAGUCCGAAUUCUGUACGUUUUCACCUUAAUAGGGAUUCCGAUAUCGACAUCAAUAAAAUGCCGAUACCCUUGUUGACUAACACCGAGGCACUAGGACCGGACCAGGUGUUGUUGGUGUGGCAGAAUCCUGACAAGUCAGCGGAGAUAGACGGAUUUUACAUAUAUCAUCGAGCUUCCACUUCAGCUGGUGAUUAUCUGAAGACCACCGUCGAGGGAAAGAAUGCCUGCAACAUGACCAUUUUCCAUUUACUACCCGACACUACGUACGAAUUCAAAGUCCAGAGCUUCUCCGUGGAUGCAGCGUCAGAAUUUUCUCAAAUAUUGCGACAGAAAACUAAAAAGCUCAUCGUCCAGAAUCCAGUUCAGCAAGUGGUGGCGGAAAAUAAAUUAAGGCCUAACGAGAAUAACAAGAAUGUCAGUAUACAUGUCAUAAUUGGUGGAGUAUUUGGAACUUCGUGCAUCCUGAUCGCUCUCGCCUUCGCAGCAAGAUUUUUGUACAAAAGAGUGAAGUAUAAGCAGAGUCAGGAAUCGCAAAGUGAAGGUAAACCAAUAACAAAUGGACGAAUAAUGAAUGGUGGAGUCACAGACUCCAAGAUUAACAUUACGUCCAAUCCGCUUGCCGGCCUCGACACGUCCGAGGAUAUAAGGCAGCCUAAGAGCGGACAACAGUCGUCGAUGGAAAUGACGUCGUUUCUAAACGGCCAAAACAACAAUGGUAGCAACAGUGGCCAUAACAACGGCGACGCAGCCGGGUCUGACGUGAACGUCACGUCACAUAGCGAGCCGUCGUCUCUGCGCCAAGGGCCGCUGCCUAUCGAACAACGUUUGUGAGAAUGAUCGCAGCUAUAUCUGUUUUAUAGACGGUAAGAACACGAGAGACCCGAAAUUCGCAUCCUCUCGAAGAUGGACGGUGUUCACGCCGUUAAUUGAGUCUACGAAUCUUAUUAAGCGAGAACAUUGUCUCGCGGAAAGAAAAACGUAAGAGCUUGUCAACACGUUAUCUCUAAUAAGAAAACCUAACUUAUAGACUGUAUUUAACGUAUUUUGCUAUUAUCGCAACGAUGAGACUGUUGCAAGACAUUUACAGGGUGUCUUAAGUAGAUAUGCUCAAAUGUAUCGCUACUGUAGAUUGGGAUUGAUUUCGCGCACCUUACUCGGGAGAAAGAUAUGCGGUGUCGCAGAUUUCCCAGCAAAUACGAUACAUGGUUUUUUAUAUUUAAUAUAAUUGAUUAGAGUAUUGUAAAGAUUUCUUUCCACGUCUUCCGCUUAUCAGUACGAAGAUAGUAUUUCAUCGAAGUCAGCCGAAAUAGUCCCACUUUAUAGUGCAUAAUUAGAAAGUUAAAAAACGACCUGGUUUGCAUCCUACCGACAUAUUCCUUAUCUUUUCUCUUCUUUUCGUAAGAACGUUAUUAAGACCCUUGUUCGUUAAGUAGAUGUGAAAUUUAAUUAAUGUACCUGCGAAAUAACUGACUUAACUGUUACAUAUCUACUUAACGGUCGUAACUAGUGAGCACUGAAUAUAACAUUGUUUUAGUAAUUUUUCUAUCUCCCUUUCACGUUGUACACAUCACUUUCAUCACUACUUUUUAAGAAUUUUGUAAUAAAAGCUUAUGUAUAUCUAUAAAAUGCAUAACGUAAGGAUACACGAUACGUAUAGUUACAUUAACUAUUCGCCAGUGUUGAAGAGAAAGUAGUGUCACUUUACGAGAUAGAAAGUUAAUAGUAAUAUCUUUUUUAUAAAAUAAUAAUGAAGACGUAAUGGUUGAGUCAUAUAUUGUUAACGAUUAUUCUGGUGUGUAUGCCUGUUAUUUUUAUGUGUUUUCCUAGCUGCAACAAGAGAAACAAUUUAUUGAUCCAUGACCAACGCAAUACUACACGUCACGAUAUCUCUGACGGUGAUUUGUUAUCGAAAUUAUAUACAAAAUGUUUAUAUAUUGCGAGGAGACAAAAAAAUAUGUGAUGAAAUUAUAUUUUGAUAAUUGAUAUUUGCGUUAUGGCGCGGCAAAAGACGAAAACUGUAAAUACAAGUGUAUAAAUAUAAAAUUUUUCUAAAUAAAUUAUAUUUAAACGUUU
This is a messenger RNA of Monomorium pharaonis (pharaoh ant), 5129 nucleotides long. RefSeq names its product interference hedgehog. Gene Ontology annotation, cellular component: axon; plasma membrane. Gene Ontology annotation, molecular function: protein binding. Gene Ontology annotation, biological process: axon guidance; nervous system development; cell-cell adhesion. The transcript has 7 exons. The coding region runs from base 1398 to 3887 and encodes 829 amino acids. The record is from RefSeq and is a predicted model, not a curated record. NCBI's taxonomy places the organism in Eukaryota, Metazoa, Arthropoda, Insecta, Hymenoptera, Formicidae.